Messenger RNA from Closterium sp. NIES-65, 1461 nucleotides. The record is from the annotation of a GenBank genome assembly. Lineage: Eukaryota; Viridiplantae; Streptophyta; Zygnematophyceae; Desmidiales; Closteriaceae.
AUGCACGGGGAGUCCGCCCUUGUGAAUAUCCGCCAUGCUGUCAUUCUGGUGCGAGCCGCCAUGUCUCUGUGCCGGUGCUUGCGCAUGGCUGUGGCCCACGUGGACGGCCAGGCUGCACCCGAGAUGGCACUGGCAAACGUCGGCUCUGCUGCUGAGUCCGCAGGGUUCUUCACUGCAGCAGUGGAUUAUGAGAGAGAGGAGCGCGAACGGGAGAGGGAGGCGCUGGGGGGAGGAGGAUGGGGGGAGGUGGAAGAGCUGGUGAAUUUCACCCCUGAGAGUGACCUGCCGGCUGAUCUGGCGGAGGUGAGUGAGACACUGCUGGGGGAGCAGACGGGUAUGUGGCCGGCGUUUGUGGGUGUGUCGCAAGCACAGGCGCGCGGGGUGCUGCAUGUGCUGAUGGAACAGCUAGUGGAGCACAUGGAGGCCAUCAGUGAUGCCUUUGAGGCCGCUCCGCCCCCAGCAGCGCUUGGGGCAGCUGGGCCACCAGGGGCGCCCAUUGCAGUGCUGCCACCAGUGCCUGGGGCAGCGGCACCAGGGGCGCCCAUCACAGUGCCGCCACCAGUAGCACGAGGAACACCUGCAGCAGCAGAUGGAACGGUAGCAGAAGGGGCAGCAGUGCAGGAGCUAACAAGUGCAGGAGGAGAAUCAGGAGGGCCAGUGGGAGAGGGUGCGAGCACGGAAGGAGCAUCGCAGCAGCUGCCAGAGUCGGGAGGCGGUUCGGGAGAAGACGACGAGCAGCUGGGCAGCACAAGCCCAACGCUUACGCACACACCCUUAAAGGGGCGCACAACCCCAAGCGAGAGCAUUCCCUCCAAAAAGACCGCACCCCCAAAUAAGCGCACACUCGCAAUUCCUGUGGAGGUGUUUUGCCCUCCGUUGGAAUCCCUAACCCUCGAGAGCAUUCAGUUUGCCUCCACUUGUGACCCUUCUUGGCUGCCUUACCUCCUCCCAUCUGCCUCGCCCCUCAUGUGCCCCUUUUCCCACACUACUACACCCCACGCUUCCCUCCCUUCAUCGUCCUCCUCCCCCAAUCCUGUCCCAAGCGUGAGCAGCAAGCCACAGUCCUUCAAAGCUCUCGCACGAGCUGCUAUGUGUGGAAGGCUCAAGAGCCUGACUCUCGUGAACUGCACUGGACUGGGGGAGCGGCAGCUGGUGAGGCUGCUCCGUGCAUGUGGCAUGCUGGAGGACCUGAGGGUUGAAGGCAGUGAUGGGUUCUCAGACACGGUGAUUGCACGGAGUCAACUGGAGGUGCUGACUCGGUUGACUGUGGUGGGGUGCGGUGGAGUCACUGCACACGGUAUUGGCGGGCUGCUGGGGAACGUGCCAAGGCUGCGGUAUUUGAAGGUGGAGGCGAGUAAGACAUGGAGGAACGUGGGGGAAGGGGCCAUCGGCGGUGAGUCUGAGAUGGCGGAGCGACAUGAAGGCAAGAGGAAAGGCGGGAGAGAGUGCAAGCAGCGCUAA